Messenger RNA from Anopheles funestus (African malaria mosquito), 1093 nucleotides. It is a transcript of the gene Sld5, whose product is annotated as DNA replication complex GINS protein SLD5. The transcript is spliced from 2 exons. The coding region runs from base 119 to 832 and encodes 237 amino acids. Lineage: Eukaryota; Metazoa; Arthropoda; Insecta; Diptera; Culicidae. Gene Ontology annotation, cellular component: GINS complex. The record is from RefSeq and is a predicted model, not a curated record. Gene Ontology annotation, biological process: double-strand break repair via break-induced replication; DNA-templated DNA replication.
GUACAUGUUUGUCCAAUCUUCGCGUGGAGCAUUCUGAUUGUCCAAAUGUGUCAUAAAAUUCGCGCGCAAAUCAGUUCGUUUGGAUCCCACAAGAAAUUUAAAUAACAUUUCAUGUGUGAUGGAGAGUAGUGAAUUUGAUUCCGAAAACCAAACAGAAAGAAGCUAUCAAACAGAUUUGCGUUACAAUGGUUCGGAAAACGCUGGUGCCGAGGAGCUUGAAGACGAUGAAGAGGAGAUACAAAUGUCCUCACAAGAGGUAUUGGAAGCCCUUCAACGUGCGUGGAUAAAUGAAAAGUUUGCCCCCGAUGUGCUCCCUUAUGAAGAGGCCUUGGUGGAGAUGGUCAUGAUACAGCUGGUGCACAUGGAAGAAAACCUUGCCACAGCAAACAAGAAUGAUCUGCUCUAUAUCGUGCAUCGGAUGGAAGUAGAAAGGAUUCGAUUCAUAGUGGCCAGCUAUCUGCGAUGUAGAUUACAAAAGCUAGAAACAUACGCCUCUCACAUUCUUGACGUUGAGUCUAGCAGACCGCGUAAAUCUAAACGACUGUCGGAAGCGGAGCAAAAGUUUACGCACGACUUCCACGACAGUGUGGAAACGCAUUUUCAAGAGCUGGUCACUCGUCACAUGCCACAAAACCAUCAAGACGAUGAACGGGCACGUCGAGUGGCACCAAAUUUGAACACCCACGUAUUCGCUAGAGCAAGACAAGACGUUGGAGAAUAUUCCCUGGCGGGCGGUGAACACUCGGUCAACAUUCGUGCCGGUGCUGUACAUUUGUUCAGAUAUCGCGAUAUUGAACCACUGGUAAUAGAAGGACAGCUGGAACUGAUUUGAUGCACGCGUUCUGCCGACCUGAUUUGUCAGUAAGUUCUUUCCCAUUCGGAAGGUAAGCUUUGCAUGGUUUGUUUGUAUUGCACAAUGUCGUUACCAUGGUUACGUUAGGGUCGCUACGUCGUUGCGCUCAACCUUCACAUUAAAGGAAACAUAAGCAUCUACGAUGCACAUUAUUGCAAGUGAUAUACAUUUUGUCGUAUUCAGAGAUGAUAAUAAAGCAAAGUGGUAGCAAUACAUAACGAAGUGUCGCAAAACCCUCAA